AUGGCCGAAACCAACCACGUGGAGGUGCCACAUGACGACUCCCCUGAACCAUCAGACUCCUCCGCGCACCAGGCGAGACUCACGCCGCUCUCCGGCUUCCCUCACCCGGACUCCGCGGAGCCGCUGAGCCCGCUCUUUCACCUGGGGACUCUGCUGGCUGGACGCGACCCGCCGGGGACCGGAUGGGACAGGAGGUCCAACACUGGACUGGAGUUUGGUGGGAGCAGAGACACCAGACGAGAAGCUCAUGAGGACCAAACGGUCGUCAUCCUUCAUGCCAAAGUGGCACAGAAGUCGUACGGGAACGAGAAGAGGUUCUUCUGUCCUCCUCCAUGCGUCUACAUCCGAGGUCCCGGCUGGAGGAUCUCACAGGAGCACUUGAGUGUGUCAGGCGACACAGUCCAGCGAGUGUCGGGCUACAUGUGUCUGGACAGCUGUGGCCAGUCUCAGUCCGAGUCCUUCAAGCUGGUGUUUGAUGAGCAACCGGACUCUCGGCAGGCCUUUGCCUGCUCCAAGUCCCUCUUCAUCUCGGACCAGGACAAAAGGAAACACUUCCGGCUGCUGCUGCAGCUCUUCCUCGGAAGCAGACAGGAAGUGGGGACGUUCCAGAGCCGGAUGAUCAAGGUCAUCUCCAAACCUUCCCAGAAAAGACAGUCCAUGAAGAACGCUGACCUCUGCAUCUCGUCCGGCUCCAGAGUGGCUCUGUUCAAUCGCCUUCGCUCACAGACGGUCAGCACUCGCUACCUCUCGGUGGACGGCCACGCCUUCAUCGCCAGCUCCCGACAGUGGACGCCGCUCGCCAUCACGCUCGUGCCAGAGCAGCGCGAGGAUCAAGGGAACUUUGUGCUCAGCGAAGGCUUCAUCUGCUACGGGUGUGUGGUCCAGUUGGUGUGUACCGAGUCAGGAGUCUCCCUGCCGCCACUGGUGAUCCGUAAGGUGAACAAGCAACACGCCAUCCUGGAUGUGGAUGAGCCCGUGUCUCAGCUGCACAAGUGCGCCUUCGAGUUCCGGGACACGCCAGGUGUCUACUUGUGCCUGUGCAACGACUCCAUCGUCCGCCAUCAGACCUCGUCCAGAGAACCCAGCCGGGCUGUCCUGAACGACGGUUCCUGCUGGACCAUCAUUGGAGUUGAAGCAGUGGAGUUCACCUUCAACCAGGGGCCCACCUGCAUCGAGACCCCCAUUAGCCCUUUCCCAGUUGUCUCCAGUCUGGAGGUGAGCGGAGGAGGUCACGUCGCCACACUGGAGCUGAUCGGGGAGAACUUCACUCCUCACCUGUCCGUCUGGUUCGGCAACUGUGAAGCUGAGACCUUGUUCAAGUCCUCCAGGGCUCUGCUCUGCGUGGUCCCUGACGUGUCCGUCUUGAGCAGCAUCUCGCUGCGCCGCGUCCUGACCGUGCCGUUGACCCUCAUCCGUGCGGACGGCCUGAUCUACCGGACGACCUUCAGCUUCACCUUCACGCCAGAGCUGCUGCCACCGACUCCCGCUCAGACCAACCUGAGUUCAGAGGAGCGUAGAGAGGGGGCCCAGGAGGAUGACGUCCUGCUGGAGACCAUCCACCAGGAGUUCACUCGAGCAAACUACCACCUCUUCAUGCAGAGCUAGACCCCUGGACAGGCCACUGACCACUGCUCUGAGACCUGUGCUGAACUUUAGCUUUGUGGAACAUCAGCUGUGUUUGCAGAGAGCAUGUGACAGCUGUGUGAGCACCGCUGCCAUUUCAUGUUGUAACUUAUUUAAAUUUUAUAUUCAUGACCAGUGGAGGCCAGUCAACUGUGUCUGGAUAUGAGUGAGAUUCAGCUACAUCAGUUUUUCAUCAUCACUUCUAGUUAUAAGUGAUACACAGACAUGAGCUACUUGAGCUACAUCAGCACAUCUCCUACAUUAGCGCUUCAGCUACAUUGGCACUUGAGAUAAAUGGCCACUUCAGUCACAUUAGCUAUCAGCUAGUGUAACUCCUCUGCUACAUUAGUGCUUCAGCUUAAUUUCCACAUCAGAUUCAUGACUGCUUCAGUUAUAUUAGCACGCAAGCUACAGUAGCCCUUUGGCAGAUGUACUGAUGGGACAGAUCGUGUUGCUGUCCCAAGGGUGAUGUGAUGUAUGUGAUGAUGUAAACCGAAAUUAAUACACUUUCA
Molecule: messenger RNA, 2135 nt
Organism: Synchiropus splendidus (mandarinfish)
Lineage: Eukaryota; Metazoa; Chordata; Actinopteri; Syngnathiformes; Callionymidae
Gene: rbpjl
Product: recombination signal binding protein for immunoglobulin kappa J region-like
Exons: 12
Coding region: 1-1605 (534 amino acids)
Biological process (GO): regulation of transcription by RNA polymerase II
Cellular component (GO): nucleus
Molecular function (GO): DNA-binding transcription activator activity, RNA polymerase II-specific; RNA polymerase II cis-regulatory region sequence-specific DNA binding
Source: RefSeq, a predicted model, not a curated record